This is a messenger RNA of Agrilus planipennis (emerald ash borer), 1268 nucleotides long. RefSeq names its product hydroxyacid oxidase 1. Gene Ontology annotation, molecular function: oxidoreductase activity; FMN binding. Bases 69 to 1178 code for a protein of 369 amino acids. The record is from RefSeq and is a predicted model, not a curated record. Lineage: Eukaryota; Metazoa; Arthropoda; Insecta; Coleoptera; Buprestidae. The transcript is spliced from 8 exons.
UCCUGAAACCUUUCUCAAUCAGUUUAUUCAUUUAAUUACGCAGAGUCAAUUUAAUUAUUAUUGAAACCAUGUCGGAAUUGGUAUGUGUGAGUGAUUUCGAAAAAGAAGCAUUCCAGAAUUUGCCUAAAAAUGCCCGGGAUUACUAUAGAAGCGGGGCUGGUUUAGAAAAAACAUUGAGCGAAAACAGAAAUGCUUUUUCUGAAUUAAGAAUAAGACCAAGGUUCAUGAGAAAUGUUAAAACAAGGGAUUUAUCUACCACUGUCCUUGGAACAAAAGUAUCGGCACCUAUUGGGAUUGCACCUACAGCUAUGCAAAGAAUGGCACAUCCUGGAGGGGAAUGUGCAAAUGCAAAAGCCGCUGAGUUUCAUGAUGUAGUUUUCACUUUAAGUACGAUUAGUACAAGCAGUAUAGAAGAAGUUGCAAAGACUGCUCCGAAUGCUGUAAAAUGGUUUCAACUAUACAUUUAUAAUGAUAGAAAAUUGACACUUCAACUUACAAAAAGAGCUGAAAAAGCUGGCUUCAAAGCACUUGUUUUAACUGUAGACGCUCCAUAUUUUGGAAUAAGGUUGGCUGAUGUCAGAAAUAAAUUUACAUUACCAUCUCAUUUAAGAUUAGCUAAUUUUACAGAAGAAUUGGCUACUUCAGUGACAAGUACUACUGAAGGAUAUUCUGCUUCUGGUAUAAAUGAUUAUGUCAAUCGAUUAUUUGAUGCGUCAUUAGAAUGGCAUGACAUAGAAUGGCUGAAAAGCGUCACUACCUUACCAAUUGUUUUGAAAGGAAUACUAACGCCUGAAGAUGCAAUAAUAGGAGCUGAUCUAGGGGUUUCAGGGAUUUGGGUUUCUAAUCAUGGGGCACGGCAAGUUGAUACCACGCCUGCUUCGAUUGAAGCUUUACCCGAAAUAGUUAAAGCUGUUGGACACCGAGUUGAAAUUUACAUGGACGGCGGAGUGAGAGAGGGUACUGAUGUUUUCAAGGCCUUAGCUCUGGGAGCAAAAAUGGUUUUCUUUGGCAGGCCUGCCAUUUGGGGUUUAGCUAAUGGCGGUGAAGAAGGUGUAAAAAGAGUUCUUGAAAUCAUCAAAAAAGAAUUCGAUAGUGUUAUGGGAUUAACUGGUUGUUCAACAGUAAAAGACAUCCAAAGAGAUAUGGUGGUACAUAAAAAUUACUAUUCAAAAAUGUGAAUGAAAUGAAAUAAAGUGUAGUAAAUGUAACUUAGUUUUUUCUGUGACCGAAACUUGCAUUAUUAACAUACAAAUGAAACUUCAGUUUUG